Molecule: messenger RNA, 894 nt
Organism: Macroventuria anomochaeta
Lineage: Eukaryota; Fungi; Ascomycota; Dothideomycetes; Pleosporales; Didymellaceae
Exons: 2
Biological process (GO): peptidyl-proline hydroxylation to 4-hydroxy-L-proline
Cellular component (GO): endoplasmic reticulum
Molecular function (GO): L-ascorbic acid binding; iron ion binding; procollagen-proline 4-dioxygenase activity
Source: RefSeq, a predicted model, not a curated record
AUGCAUUCCACGCCAUCGUCAUCGUUUUCUGUCUUUACGGUUUUCCAGUAUGCAUUCCUAGCGCUCAUUGCAUAUGUUUUGGCCGGCGCGCCGCUGCAGGAGAUGCUUUUUAGUAGUGGUUCAAAGUCGUCGUAUUCGUAUUCCAGGGAUGCUAGUGUGAGCCCGCAGAAGCUGGAUAGCUUGGUGAUCCCUGAUGCGAACUUGACGUGUAAAGACCACGCAUUUAAAAGUGUGCAUAUUCUGAGUAGAGAACCGUUGGUGGUGUAUAUCGAGGGCUUUUUGGAUGGUAGGGAAGCGGACAAGGUUGUGGAGUUGAGCAAUCCACUCUUUCAACCCUCCACCAUCUGGUCAUCCGGAGAAGAACGCCUAGACACCAAGAUCCGGCACUCCAGCAAAGCGCCAGUUCCACGUUCGCACACGGUCAAAUGCAUAGAGUCGCGUGCGCGUGCUUUUCAAGGAUGGCGCCCCUUUGUCUUUGUCGAGAAGCUAUGGGCGCAGCGCUACGGCACCAACGGCCAUUACACGUAUCACUAUGACUGGAGCAGUGUGAGCAGAAACCAAGGAAGGAUUAGUAGCUUCAUGGUAUGGCUGGGAAGCGAGUGUACAGGAGGUGGAACGCACUUUCCGCGGAUCAAAAGACCAGAAGGGAAGGAGUGGUGUAGAUUCGUCGAGUGUGGGGAAAGCGGCGGUGAAGAGAAGGAAGGUGUAGUAUUCAAGCCGGUCAAGGGAAACGCAGUCUACUGGGAGAACAUCCGCCCUGACGGGACAGGUUACGAUGAAAGCUGGCAUGCAGGACUGCCGGUCCUGAGUGGGGAGAAGAUUGGGUUGAACAUCUGGAGUUGGUUUCAGGAUGGGUAUGUCCCGCCGAAGGAGCAAGAGCAGGAGGCUGCGCUG